CAACAAAUACACAUAUAUAUUUUUUUCACCAACUCUCUCGCUCUCGAAUUCGAGAUGCCAAUCCCAGAGAAAUCUUCAGGUAAUCAUAAGAAUAAUAGUAAGAGGCUAGUUGUUAAGAAGCUUUUCGCUAGACAGCAACACGAAGGCUUUGGUGCUGUUGUAAGAAGAAGCAUCGGAAGGUUUGAGUUUAGGUACUUCGACCCAUUUCUUGUUUUGGAUGAAUUCUCAGUUUCAGCUCCUUCAGGUUUCCCAGAUCAUCCACACAGAGGUUUUGAGACAGUCACUUACAUGUUAGAGGGAGAGAUUUUGCAUGAAGACUGUGAAGGACACAAAGGAGUAAUAAGAGAAGGAGGGUUACAAUGGAUGACUGCAGGAAAAGGCAUUGUUCAUUCUGAAAUGCCUUCUUCUAAUCCCAAUGGCAUAAUUACUCACAACAAGGGUUUGCAACUUUGGAUCAAUCUCUCCUCAAAACAUAAAUUAGUGGAGCCGAGUUAUCAAGAGAUAGAGAGUCAAGAUAUAGCAGAAACAGAGAAAGAUGGUGUGAGAGUUAGAGUCAUAGCAGGAGAAUGGAAUGGAGUUAAGUCAAAAAUUUGCACAAGAACACCAACAAUGUAUCUAGACUUCACUCUCUCGCCGGGUUCUCGAAUCUCUCAGCCCAUUCCACUUCAUUGGAACGCGUUUGUCUAUAUUCUUCAAGGCCAGGGCCAUUUUGGGGAUGCCAAGUUACAACACUCAGCCGCUGCUGCCCACCACUUGCUGGUUCUAGGCCUAGGUGGUGACCGUGUAGAGGCUUGGAACGGUUCUGAUACCGGUUUGCCACUUCGGUUUAUCCUUGUGGCUGGUGAGCCUAUUGGUGAACCAAUGGUUCAGUUUGGUCCUUUUGUUAUGAACACACAAGAAGAGAUUGAUCGGACCAUUGAUGAUUUUGAGAAUUUUACAAAUGGGUUUGAAAACGCUAGACAUUGGAAGUCUCAAGCUGCUUCUGCCUUGGGAUUGUUUUGAGAUCUUUUUGCCUCUAUUUAUAUUUCAUAUCCAAUUUUUUUUUUUAAUUAGUUGCCUUGGGAUUGUUUUGAGAUCUUUUUGCCUCUAUAGACUUAAGAGAAGCCUACUGAUCCAGAUCAAAGCCAAGUGAAUACCUCAAGGGAAGAAGAUUGUCAGAAUCCCCAAGGUCAACUCGAUCAAGUAUUGAGUCUACUGAACGGGGUACUGAUUUCUCAUAAUGGUCUACAACUUCAUAUGGAAGUAACCAACUUGAACAAAUACAACUUCAUAUGGAAGAGAAAUUCAAAAAAAUCUCGAGAAUCAUAUUGCCAUGGUUGAUAGUAAAGUUACCCCUAGAGAAUCAUAUUGCCAUGGUUGAUAGUAAAGUUAUCCUUGGUUUUGCUGUUGUAACUGAAGGUCAAAAGGUUGAGAAAUCGAGGACACAAUGCAAGGUUUUAUAAAAUUGUCAGUAAACUUAUAUGUUA
Camelina sativa (false flax) is the source of this 1466-nucleotide messenger RNA. The record is from RefSeq and is a predicted model, not a curated record. Lineage: Eukaryota; Viridiplantae; Streptophyta; Magnoliopsida; Brassicales; Brassicaceae.